Brienomyrus brachyistius is the source of this 943-nucleotide messenger RNA. Its product is annotated as COX8 domain-containing protein. Gene Ontology annotation, cellular component: mitochondrion. The transcript is spliced from 3 exons. The record is from RefSeq and is a predicted model, not a curated record. Bases 573 to 806 code for a protein of 77 amino acids. Gene Ontology annotation, biological process: mitochondrial electron transport, cytochrome c to oxygen. Lineage: Eukaryota; Metazoa; Chordata; Actinopteri; Osteoglossiformes; Mormyridae.
CUUUGCGCCUUGUCUCCUUGGCACUACAUGUACCUUUGUCUGUGCACUACCUUCUCGCUGCUGUAUGUGCCACAAUGUCCCCCUGGGAUCGAUAAAGUCCAUCUUAAUCUUUUACUAAUGAGAGCAGCUCUGCCUACUGUGUGUUUUAACAGUUGAAUGGACAACGAGAGUCCAAAAGUAAACACUGCGCAAAUCAGGAACCCAGAAUCACAAGAUCCUGUUUCUCUUCUUGCUGGAAAUUGUCAUGCAGAUGGUGACAGGUUGUGGUGGAGAACUGGUGAUACGACGUGGUUUGUUUGUUGGGUGUUUUAGCAUCUAGAUGCGGCUGUCAGGAAGCAUCACUUUGCUCAUCCGGGAUUGAUCACCCUCAGCCCGCAAGGGAGACACAACCCCCAUCAGAGUAGUUUGUCCUGGCCCGCCACCCUCUUUGACGGAUGCGUAAGAUCCUGCCUGUCCACUCAGCUGUACAACUUCCAGAAUGACAGGCAGGGAGGAAAUGUCCGCUACUGUUAAGGGCGUGCCAAGUCACCCCCAAUGCUUGGGCUGAACGCACAGAACCCACAGCCUGAGAGAUGCCGCCGGUUCUGAGGGGGGUCAUGCGGACUCGCAAGUCUCAGGGAUGGGCCCGGGUGCUCCUGUGGGACCAACGGUCCAGUCUCCACAGCAAGCCGCCAAAAGAGCCAAUCGGACCGGGGAAAACCUGUUUUGCACUUUCUGUGUUUGGGGCCGCUCUCCUAGCGCCAGCCGGCUGGAUUGUGUACCAUAUCCCGGAAUAUCGCAAGAGGCCGCACCGUCCUCCCAAAUAAAACCCUAAGUGAUCCCACCUCCAACAGAUAGUUCUGACUGGAGCAUCUUUUGCUGAAACCCACUGUUGUUAUAACUCGUGCAAACACCCCCCCCCCAGGAGUGUCAUUCUUUAAUAAUCAAUAAAUGCUAGCUGGUA